CAAAGAUGGACCCCACAUAAGUACUGUGUCUUUUUUUUCUUUUCUUUCUUUCUCAGUACAACAAAGGCGGGAACCAAGUUUUUGUCGCAGAGGGUAUGGCCCCUUUCUUUGUCAUGAGAGAGAGAAAAACAAAACAAAACAAAACAGAGAGUUUUUGGAUAGAUAGGGAGAGAGAAACUGAGAGAAAGAGAGAGUAAUACUACUUCUAGUCUUCAACUACUGUACUACAUGUUUUGAAAAUCCAGUGACAUUGCAGUUUUUGAAGGGUGCUUGUGCUGCUUCUCUUUCUAGUUGCUUCAACUUAAGUUCAUGGUCUUCCACCACCCUUCAAUUUCUGUUCAGCUUUUUGAGCUUCUGUUGUGUUUCCAAGGAUAAAAAAGGGAACUUGUUUUCUGGGUGUUGUUGCUGGGUUGGUUUAGCUAUUCAUUUAUAUGUACCCAGGAAUACUGGGGUUCUUUUUUUUAUUUUUAUGAUUAAGUGUUUUGUUCUGGUUUCGUGUAAAGGUGGAAAAUUUAGUGGUUAAAGUGAGAGAGGAGGUAAGAAAAAUAAUGGGAUUCGGUGGAAAAUGCUAAUGAUUCGAUAGUUACACUUCUGCUUGCUUUUCUAUGUUGGCUUUCUUGUGAAGAUUUUGAGUUGAAAAGGUUGAGGAAGAUGCUUAUUCUUAUGCUUAUGCUCUUUUCAACUCAUGUUAGCAUCAAGUGUAAAAUUGUGAUUUUGGGGACCAAUUUGAGUAUGUGUCCAAGUGUUGUGCUGAUGCAGUGAUGCUAUUUGAGAGAAUUUCAUGCUGAAAUGCUCAUUUUGGAGCUUCUAAGAUUGAAUUUUGGUUGUGCCUGUGUUUGUUCUGCUGAAAUGGUUAAAAAAGGCAUUAACCCUUGUUCUUUUUCAAGGGUGUUUUUGGCAUUCCUUCUUGUGUUCUUGUUAAGCUUGAGCAAUAACACUGUUGAAUGCCAUGGAAGGUUGAGUAUUAAGCAUAUCUCUUCUGAGUCUCCAUCAUCAUCAUCAUCUAGGCCAACACCAACACCAUCAUCAUCAUCACUAUACAAGGAUGAACCUAAGAAGAUUAUUCUGAGUAUAGUUUUAGGAGCAGUAACUGGACUAGUUGGUUCUGUAAUCUUUGCAUUUGUGGUUCGUUGUGUUGUUCAGUACCUUAACAGAACACCAAUCCUCAAGGGUCCUGUCAUAUUCUCCCCAAAGAUUGCCCCCAAGACGCUCCAAUCGGCAUUGGCAAAAGACAACCACUUGCUUGGUUCAAGUCCAAAUGGGAAAUACUACAAAACUGUUCUUGACAAUGGCCUCACAGUUGCAGUCAAAAGGUUAACACCCUUUGAGAGCAAUUCACCCGAGACUAAGAAAAAAUCGGUUAAGAGGCAGAUACAGAAGGAGCUCGAGCUUCUCGCCGGAUUAAGGCACCGAAACUUGAUGAGCUUGAGGGCUUAUGUGAGGGAGCCUGAUACAUUCUUAUUGGUUUAUGAUUAUGUAUCCACUGGUAACCUUGCUGAUGUCAUGAAUAGAGUUAGGGAGAAUGAGUUGCAGCUUAAUUGGGAAGUUAGGCUUAAAAUCGCAGUUGGUGUUGUGAAGGGUCUUCAAUAUCUUCACAAUUGUGUUCCUCAAGUUCUUCACAACAACUUGAAGCUCACAAAUGUGAUGCUGGAUGCAGAGUUUGAACCUAAAUUAGCAGAUUAUGGAUUGGCUAAGCUUCUUCCAAACUUGGAUAGAGGGACUAGUAGUCCUCCUGAAUGUUUCCAUAGUUGCAGGUACACUGACAAAAGCGACAUCUUCAGUUUCGGCAUGAUACUUGGUGUUUUACUAAGUGGAAAGGACCCUACAGAUCCAUUCUUUGGGGAGCCAGCAAGUAUGGGAAGCAUGGGGGGUUGGCUAAGGCACUUGCAGCAACAAGGCGAUGCGAAAGAGGCUCUGGAUAAGAGCAUUCUUGGCGAAGAAGGCGAGGAAGACGAGAUGCUAAUGGCCGUGAGAAUCGCCGCCGCAUGCCUCUCUGAUAUGCCUGCAGAGAGGCCUUCUAGUGAUGAUCUUGUUCUCAUGCUAACUCAACUCAACAGUUUUUAAAAGCAAACUUCAUUCCAAAGGUUUCUAAAAGAUAUAUAUCUUUCUUUUUUCUUUGUUAGGAUGAUAGUGUCUUUUAAUUAUUUUGGUGUAAUUCAUUGCUCUCAUUAUCUUGGAUUUGAUAGUGUGCUUGCUAUUUUGUAGCACUCUGAUCUUGCAGAUUUCUGUGGUUGGAUCUUAGGUUAUACUAGUAUAUUAUAUAUUUUGUUUGUAAAUGACUAGUAUGUUAACAAGGAAGUGAUUUCCUAUUUACUAUCAAAGUACAAAUUUUUUGUAUCAUAUGAUCAAAACCAUAGUCCAAGGCAAUGUGUACAAAGU
Arachis duranensis is the source of this 2379-nucleotide messenger RNA. Its product is annotated as inactive leucine-rich repeat receptor-like protein kinase CORYNE. The record is from RefSeq and is a predicted model, not a curated record. Gene Ontology annotation, biological process: protein phosphorylation. Gene Ontology annotation, molecular function: ATP binding; protein kinase activity. The transcript is spliced from 2 exons. Bases 790 to 2064 code for a protein of 424 amino acids. NCBI's taxonomy places the organism in Eukaryota, Viridiplantae, Streptophyta, Magnoliopsida, Fabales, Fabaceae.